Carassius gibelio (silver crucian carp) is the source of this 1830-nucleotide messenger RNA. Its product is annotated as taste receptor type 1 member 1-like. Gene Ontology annotation, molecular function: G protein-coupled receptor activity. NCBI's taxonomy places the organism in Eukaryota, Metazoa, Chordata, Actinopteri, Cypriniformes, Cyprinidae. Gene Ontology annotation, cellular component: membrane. The record is from RefSeq and is a predicted model, not a curated record. The transcript has 6 exons. Gene Ontology annotation, biological process: G protein-coupled receptor signaling pathway. The coding region runs from base 34 to 1830 and encodes 598 amino acids.
UCUAGAUACACUUUCUCAAAAUCUGGCUAUCAGAUGUUCCAAGUGAUGAGGUUUGCUAUUGAGGAGAUUAACAACUCCACAACUCUUCUGCCCAAUGUUUCUCUGGGAUAUGAGAUUUUUGACCACUGUACUGACACAAAAAACUUACCUUCAGUCUUUAGUUUCAUCUCGAAGAAUGGCUCAAUAAAACCUAAAGAGAAACUCAACAACUAUCAGCCUAAAGUGAUUGCCUUAACAGGGCCAUAUGGAAGCACACGCACUAUUACUAUUGCACCAUUAAUUACAAUGGACAGUAUACCAUUGGUGAAUUAUGGCGCUUCUAGCUAUGCAUUAAGCAAUAAGCUUCAGUAUCCUUCCUUUAUAAGAACAAUUCCUAGCAACAAAAACCUGAUAGAGAUGAUUAUCCACAUUAUACAGUGGUUUGGAUGGAACUGGGUCGCCUUUCUUGGUAGCCAAGAUGAUUACAGUUCAGAUGGACUAAAACUGUUUAACAAGUACAUCAGCAAUACUGGCAUUUGUUUGGCCUAUCAAGAGGCUUUUAGCCAAAAGACAAACUACAGUCUAACACUUAAAAAGAUUGAUAUGCUUAACAUCAAAGUUGUUGUUGUUUUUGCUGUUCCACAAUAUGCAAGCAACAUUAUCAAAACAGCCAUAGCAAACAACAUCCAAGACAAAGUAUGGAUUGCGAGUGAAACCUGGGCUAUGAACCAGCAGCUUCCAAGAGAGCCAGGAAUUGGGAAAAUUGGCACAGUCAUUGGCAUUACAGAGAGAUUGUUGACAUUACCUGGAUUUGAUAAGUUCAUCUAUAAAGAAAGAGAAAUAAUUAAAGCUUAUAGCAAUGUCAGUGACAUCCAGUGUGAGAGUAAGACAUGUAAUCAAGACUGUGAUUACUGCACAUCAUUGAGCGCAGAGGAGAUUAUAAAUGAAAAUCCCACAUUCUCUUUUGCCAUUUAUGCUGCCAUAUAUACCAUAGCACAUGCAUUACAUAAUGUUUUGCAGUGUAACAUGAAUGAAUGCCACAAAAACAUAACAGUUAGGCCAUACAUGCUUCUGGAACCAAUUAAGAAGUUGGAUUUCUCACUUAAUGGCCGUCAGGUAAAAUAUGAUGAUAAUGGUGAUCCAACCAUCAGUUUUGCGGUUGUACUUUGGAAUACUGAAACAAAUCCUCCACGUUUUGAAAUGGUGGGCACGUAUGAUACAUAUCCAGAAAUGACUUUUACUAUCAACAACUCUCGCUUUCCCUGGCAUAACAGUGGUUCUGUUCCAUUCUCAAACUGCUCUGUGGAGUGCAAAGAGGGUUUUUCGAGGAAACAUGAUGGAUAUCAUAGUUGCUGUUUUCUGUGUAUAAAGUGUCCACGGAACAGCUAUGUGAAUUAUUCAUGGGACCCCUAUACCUGUUCUCUGUGUGCAGAGAGUGAAUGGUCUGAUGAGGGCAGUACGAAAUGUAAGAACCGUUCUGUUGACUAUCUUGAGGUCACAGAAAUCCUCUCCAUUAUUGUCAUGGCUUCUGCCACAUGCCUAAUUAUUCUCCUUAUUGCCAUGUGUUGCCUUUUUGCUCACAAUUACAACACACCAGUGGUAAAGUCUGCUGGUGGCAGCAUGUGUUUCCUCAUGUUGACCUGUUUGAUAAUGUCUACAAUAAGUGUGUUCUUUUUCUUUGGAAAACCCUCAUCUGUAUUUUGCCUCCUGAGAAAUGUUGCAUUUGCAUUUUUCUUCACUGUUUUUCUCUCCUGUAUGGCUGUCCGUUCCUUUCAAAUUGUUUGUGUCUUCAAAAUGGCUGCCAAGUUUCCUAACAUCCACAGCCUUUGGAUGUGUAUCUAUAACUAUUAA